AUGAAGCGCGACUCGUGCCCCCCGUCGCCUCCUGUUCCCCUGCUGAGCGCCGCGUGCGACAUGGCGGCGUCGGACUCGACAUCGCAUGACGUCGAGGCCUACCACGCCGCCGGCGCCGACUUCAAGCUCGACACGGACGAUCCCAUCGUGGUGUCGUGGGACGGGCCGCACGAUCCGGAAAACCCCAAGAACUGGAAGGCAGGUCGCAAAUGGGGCAUCACCAUUCUGGUCUCGUGCUUCACCUUCAUCUCGCCCUUCUCGUCGACCAUGGUGACGCCGGCCAUGGACGUCAUCGCCCGCGACCUCCAGGUCCCCGCGGGGUUUAUGCAGCAGCUCGUCAUGACCAUUUUCCUGCUCGGCUUUGCCCAAGGACCGUUCGUCUUGGCGCCGCUGUCUGAGAUCUUUGGCCGCGCCAUUGUGCUGCAGCUUUCUAAUGUCAUGUACUUGGUGUUUAACCUGGCGUGCGGGUUUGCCCAGACAAAGGAGCAGAUGCUUGCGUUUCGCUUCCUGAGCGGCGUGGGCGGGAGCGCGCCUCAGGCUAUAUGCAACGGCAUCCUGGCCGACUGCUGGCGCAAGGAAGAGCGCGGCAAGGGCCAGGCCAUCUACGGGCUGCUCACGUUUCUGGGACCGGUGCUCGCGCCCAUUCUGGGGGCGUACGUGUCCAUAUACACGACCUGGCGCUGGAUCUUUUGGGCGACGUCUGCUUUCGACCUCGUCGUCCAAGUCGCUGCCCUGUUCUUCCUGAGGGAGACGUACGGCCCUAGGAUCCUCUUGCAAAAGGCGAGGCGCCUGACUAGGGAGACUGGGCGGAGGCAUGUCACGGAGGAGAACCGGCCCUUGUCCCAGGUGCUCCGGCGUCGCAUCUUGGUGCCGUUUAUCAUGUUGUUUGCCCAUCCUGCCGUGCAAGUACCGUCUUUAUAUCGGGCGUAUCUAUAUGGCGUCAUGUAUCUGGUGCGUCCUGUGGCCAUGUUGCUGACUCUGCGUGACCAGCUAUACGUCAAGUUUCAAACCAAGUACGGCCACGAGGAUGGCCUGCCGGAGUGGCGUGUCCCGCCCAUGAUUAUCGGCGCCGUGCUCUGUCCCAUCGGCCUGUUCGUGUAUGGAUGGACGGCACAGGCAGGGGCACACUGGAUAUUGCCCAAUAUCGGCUGCGUGAUACUUGCCACGGGGCUCAUUAUUGCUUUCCAGAGCGCCCAGGCAUACGUGGUGGAUGCGUACAACGAGCAUUACGCAGCGAGCGCCGCCGCCGCCGGUGCCUUUGUCCGUACAAUGUUUGGCUUUAGCUUUCCCUUGUUUGCGCCGAAAAUGUACCAGGCUCUGGGACUUGGAUGGGGGAACUCCCUUCUUGCCUUCACCACCAUUGGCAUUGGCGUAGUCAGCCCCGGGCUGCUCUGGUUUUACGGACACAAGCUGCGGGAAUGGAGUGGGAUGGGAAUGAGAUAG
This is a messenger RNA of Metarhizium robertsii ARSEF 23, 1443 nucleotides long. RefSeq names its product Major facilitator superfamily domain protein. Gene Ontology annotation, biological process: transmembrane transport. Bases 1 to 1443 code for a protein of 480 amino acids. Gene Ontology annotation, molecular function: transmembrane transporter activity. NCBI's taxonomy places the organism in Eukaryota, Fungi, Ascomycota, Sordariomycetes, Hypocreales, Clavicipitaceae. The record is from RefSeq and is a predicted model, not a curated record. The transcript has 3 exons.